GUGGUUGGUCAAUGGACUCUCUGCGUCGCUUCGCCGAGAUUAACUCCGGCAAUUUGCAGUUCAACCUCUUCUCCAACCACUGUUAACCUCCGCGCUGAGUUAGCAGCAUUCCGUCCUCAGUUCCGUCUAUUCUCUCGUACAUCUCCGUCCCGUCGCCGUCUUCGCGCUUCCACCUCCUCGGCCGAGUCAGGAAUCUUCCUCCCUCACCUCGUCGCUUCUAUGGAGCAAGUUGAGGAGACUUACAUCAUGGUGAAACCAGAUGGCAUACAACGAGGCCUUGUUGGAGAAAUCAUAUCUCGUUUUGAGAAGAAGGGGUUUAAACUCAUUGGACUCAAGAUGUUCCAGUGCCCUAGAGAGUUAGCUGAGGAACAUUAUAAGGAUCUUAGCUCUAAGUCAUUCUUUUCUAGCCUCAUUGAGUACAUCACUUCAGGCCCUGUUGUGUGUAUGGCUUGGGAAGGUGUGGGUGUAGUUGCUUCAGCUAGGAAGAUGAUUGGGAAAACAGAUCCUCUUCAAGCUGAACCUGGCACUAUUAGAGGAGAUCUUGCUGUACAAACAGGAAGGAACAUUGUGCAUGGUAGUGACAGUCCUGAAAACGGAAAGCGUGAGAUUGCUCUGUGGUUCAAAGAAGGCGAGCUAUGCGAGUGGGAUUCCGUUCUAGCUAAAUGGCUAAGGGAAUGA
Brassica rapa (field mustard) is the source of this 678-nucleotide messenger RNA. Its product is annotated as nucleoside diphosphate kinase II, chloroplastic-like. Gene Ontology annotation, biological process: GTP biosynthetic process; CTP biosynthetic process; UTP biosynthetic process. Lineage: Eukaryota; Viridiplantae; Streptophyta; Magnoliopsida; Brassicales; Brassicaceae. Gene Ontology annotation, molecular function: nucleoside diphosphate kinase activity. The record is from RefSeq and is marked provisional.